CGAACACCGAGCUGAUCCGCGGACAGAGACCGUUCAGAAAACCCGGUUAACGGUGAGUCCUCCGUCCAGGGGUGAGCUAACAGGAUGCUGAGGUUUCGGGAGGUGGAGUCAGGCCAGGCUCCGCCCCCUGGCAGCGGCGGUCUGGUUGCUAGGCGAUACAGCAUCCUGCAGAGUCUGGGCCGGGGAAGUUUUGGUUCGGUUUAUCUGGUUCAGGACAGCAAAGCUUCAGAUGGAGAAGAGCUGAAGGUGUUGAAGCAGAUUCCUCUGGGCGACCUUCGACCCGACGAGACGGUCCGAGCUACGCAGGAAGCCCACCUGCUGUCUCAGCUGCACCACCCGGCCAUCCUCGCCUUCUAUCACAGCUUCCUGGAGAGAGACGCCUUCUGCAUCGUCACGGAGUUCUGCCAGGAUCGGGAUCUGGACUGUAAGCUGGAGGAGGUGAGACAGGCCGGGCAGAGCCUGCCUGAACUCCAGGUCAUCGAUUGGCUCGUCCAGCUGUUGCUCGGCCUUCACUACAUGCACGACAGGCGAAUCCUCCACCGAGAUCUGAAGGCCAAGAACGUCUUCCUGAAACGAAACCUUGUUAAAAUUGGUGAUUUUGGCGUUUCCUGCCUGCUGAUGGGAUCAUGUGACCUGGCCACCACCUUCACUGGGACUCCGUGCUACAUGAGCCCAGAGGUGCUGAACCACCAGGGCUACGACUCCAAGUCUGACGUUUGGGCUCUGGGCUGCCUCCUCUAUGAGAUGUGCUCCCUGACUCACGCCUUCCAGGGUCCAAACUUCCUGUCUGUGGUGAUGAAGAUCGUGGAGGGAGAGACCCCGACGCUGCCCGCCGGAUACUCUCAGGAUCUGAACUCUGUCUUGCUGAGGAUGCUGCAGAAACCACCAGCAUCCAGACCGUCAGCUGUCCAGCUUCUGAAGACCAGGUUCCUGGAGGAGCACAUGAAGAAAAUGAAGACGAGGCUCGUCUUCGUGCCGUCAGACGGAAAGAAAGACGCUGAACUCAUCGCCAGGAACAUGCAGAAGAAGGUUCACCUGCAGACACUGAUGGAGAAGUCAGAGGUGGAGAAGAUGACCCCCAGAGAGAGAAUGAGGCUCCGCAAACUGCAGGCUGCUGACGACAAGGCCGGGAGACUCAGGAAACUGGCUGAGGAGAAAUACGAGGAGAUCCACGCCCGCAGGAGGACGCUGAGGAGCCGCCAUUUUGAAAACGUCAGCUUGAAUGUUCUGAACCAUCAGGAGGACGGAGCCCGUCAGAGUCUGCCAAUCAGCAUCCAGGAUCACCGGUCGCCAGGAGGGGCGCAGCCAAUCCAGAAGCAGCACGACGGCAAGACGUCAGAGCCGGAGUCAGAGCUGCACGAUAUCCCAGAGGACCCUCAGGCUGCAGAGGUUUAUUACAACCAGGAUGGAUUUGAUUCCUGUUCAGAGGACGAAGACACGGAAACACCUCCAGAGACACUUUACCUGUCUGACCCACAGGUCAGUGAGCUGGAGGCCAUGAUGAAGCACAUGCAGGAAGUUCUGGAGGAGGACCUGAGCGGAGAACCGGCAGAGCCCGAGGCCCCUCGGAGCAUUCGGGGGCCCCCAGUGAUCAACGGCGGCCUGCUGGAGACCAGGAUCCAACACCUGAGAGAGUCCGUCUGCAGCCGUCUGGGUUCAGACGUCUUCCAGAAACUGUACGAGAACCUGAAGGAGGCCAGGCGGCGACGGCCGGAGGGCGACGACGCCGUCGCGGAGGCUCUGAGACGCCUGGAGGACAAACCUGACGACGGUUUCCAGGUGGACCAGCUGCUGUUCUACGAAGAUGAGCUGCAGAGAGUGAGACAGCUGCAGGGGAGGACAGACGGUCUGUCUGACUGACUGUCUGUCUGUCUCUGAUGAUCGGCUCAGCCGCAGAAACCAGAGCGAGACGAAUCUGAGGAGGAA
Chelmon rostratus (copperband butterflyfish) is the source of this 1926-nucleotide messenger RNA. RefSeq names its product NIMA-related kinase 11 (gene nek11). Gene Ontology annotation, molecular function: ATP binding; protein kinase activity. The coding region runs from base 85 to 1860 and encodes 591 amino acids. NCBI's taxonomy places the organism in Eukaryota, Metazoa, Chordata, Actinopteri, Chaetodontiformes, Chaetodontidae. The record is from RefSeq and is a predicted model, not a curated record. Gene Ontology annotation, biological process: protein phosphorylation. The transcript has 16 exons.